GCACUUAAUUGAUCACGUGACUAAACAAAAUGGCUGCCGAGAUCAAACCCACUAACAAAAGUGGGAAUGGAAAUGUACGAAAACCAGUGUUAGUAAGUAAAAUAGAGGGUCAUCAAGAUGAUGUCAACAUGGCGUGUAUUAUCCCUCGGGAGGAGGGCGUUAUUUCAGUGAGUGAUGACAAAACUGUUAGAGUAUGGUUACGAAGAGACACAGGCCAGUACUGGCCAAGUAUUUGCCACACAAUGCCAGCUGCUGCAUCGAGUAUGUUGUUCAAUGGAGAGACAAGAAGAUUGUUUAUUGGUCUUGAUAAUGGAACUAUAUCUGAAUUUACAGUAUCAGAUGAUUUUAACAGAAUGUCACUGACCAGAGAUUACCUUGCUCAUCAAAGCAGAGUGACGAGUAUGCAGUUCUCAUUACAACGAGAAUGGCUGUUAAGUUGCGGUCGUGACAAGUAUUUUCAGUGGCAUUGUUCCGAGACCGGGCGCCGUCUUGGUGGAUACCAAGCUUCAGCAUGGUGUCUGUGUUUAGAAUUUGAUGAGCAGUCUAAUUAUGUAUUUGUUGGAGAUUUGUCUGGGCAGAUUUCAGUUCUGAAGAUUAACAACCAAACUUUUAACCUAAUUACAACUUUAAAAGGACACUCUGGUAGUGUAAGGAGUUUAGCCUGGGAUGUCAGUAGGAGCUUGUUAUUCUCCGGAAGUUAUGACCAGUCUGUGAUAGUGUGGGAUAUAGGUGGUCGUCAAGGAACUGCCUUUGAAUUACAGGGACAUCGUGACCGAGUACAAGCGCUUGUUUACUCAACUGCCUCUAAACAAUUGAUUUCCACAGCAGACGACAAAAUUAUAGGUAUAUGGGAUAUGGCAACUAAACGAAUCGAGACACCAGAGUGGGCGGAGAAUGAUCAUUGUCAAAAAUGUGAGAAGCCUUUCUUUUGGAACUUCAGAAAAAUGUGGCAGGAGAAAACUAUAGGUAUUAGACAGCACCACUGUAGGAAAUGUGGUAAAGCUGUAUGUGAGAAAUGUAGUAAUAUGAAAUCUACGAUCCCCCCAAUGGGAUAUGAGUAUGAUGUGCGAGUCUGUGAUGAUUGUUAUGAGAAGAUAACUGAUGAAGAACGAGCCCCUUUAGCAACAUUCCAUGAUGCCAAACAUGCAGCAGUGUAUAUGUAUUUAGAAGAAACUAGAAAACGUUUAAUAACUGUAGGCAAAGACAGAGUUAUAAAGAUAUGGGACCUGACAAGUGUGUUACAUUAGUUAUACAUUAGUGAAGAACAGGGAACAACAUUUAAACAGCUCUAUAUAUCUGACACUGGAGACACCGGCAUAAAACAAAAACAUUUUAGAAUGUGAGGUCACCUCACUUGGUUUAGUCAUCUAAAAAAACUACUGUAAUAUCAGAUUUUUUCUUUAGACCAAAAUUCUGCAGAUUUACAUGUUGGGUAACAGAACACUAAAUGCUGUGAAAAUUAUAUAAGAUACAUUGCGUGCAUUUAUCUGGUGCCCUGCUUUUUUUUUUCAAUAAACCUUUUGUAGUAUUUAUUACACAAGAAUAAAUUUAUUGCCAAUUUUAUAAAAUUUCAGAACUAGCAAAAAUUAAACCUUGAUGAAAAUAUCUGAUUUGACAGUACAUGUAUCUCAUAAUACAUGAUGAUUUGUGAGAUAUUAUUUUGUAUAUUCAUUGAAAGGUUGUAUAUUUGUAGUAUUAUUGGAAGAGAGAAAAAAUGGGACAAACUUGAUGAUAUAGUUUUGAUUUUAAGGACCCUAUCCAAUCUUGAUUUCUUUGAUGUUAAAAUAAUUGAUUUUUUGAGGCCUUCAUUUACUAAAGAGUGGCAGACGUCAUAGUCGCUUGAUGAAACCACUUCCUGUUUAGUCAUCACAGGUUCCAACUGUGAUUUGAAACUGUAUAAUGUAUAAGAAGUCAGUUAUUUUACCCUAGCUGUGCUGAAUUUGUAUAACAGAAUUAUAAUGUUUAGAAUUUUGCCCAUGGUUUAAGCACAGGGGUACGACUCCUAUAAUGUUUAUAAAAAUAUAUGUAUGAUGACCUAAAACAUAAAUCCAAGGGCAGAAAUUUAUUUUUUGUCCAUUCCAAUUGCACUAUUAAAGGUUAUCAAACAUAUUUUAUGAACAUAAAAGGAGUCAUACCCCUGUGGGUUUAAGGGAUUUGACUACCAAAACACUAAAAUUCAGUGAAUUCAUACUGUAGUAUAUUGUUGUAGGCAAGUUGUUAAUGUUCUGAUACUGGUCACAGCAUUAUAAUAAUAAUGGUACAUUGUAUAAAAACAUUUUCAAAUUGAUAUCUGUUAAAAGGAAAGACUUAAAAAGAAGGUUUUGGCUGCACAAAUUUUCAUUCAAGAGAGAUGAAAUGGCUUUAUAGGUACAUACAGCAUUUAAUGUAAUUUAUAUUUAUUUGUUUGCUUUGAUUUUAGGUGAUGAAUAGUUAAAUGCUAAUUUUAGGAGUAAUUGAUACUCUCCGUUCUUGCUCUGUCUAUAUGCACUCUCCAGUUCUUGUUUGGUACGCUGAUAGGUGCUUUGAUAAUGAUCUUGAUUGACUGAAUUUUGUUGGGGACAGCAUAAAGUGAACUUGUUUGGUCAUGAACUUAUCAUACUUUUCAAAGACCAUAAGCCUAAAGUCCUCAUACCUGGGAUAAUCAGGAGAGCUGAAAAAGAUGUAGAAUAAUCACACUUGUAAUUUUACUAGAAUUCAUCUUAAUAUUUGUGCUUUUUGAACAUUUUAUCAAGAUAGGAAGGGGAUGUUAUCUUUGCUAGGUCCUUCCCAGCCAUUAGAUAUCCAUAAAGGAUAGAGAUUUUUAAUUUUGACACAAGAAAAUUUUUCUUUAUCUUAGAUGUAUGGUUUUAGGAUUUAUUGUGCAUGUGCUAUAGUUUUGAAGUGUAAAUGAUAAUAUUUGUGUUACAUGAAAGAACAAAAAAGGGGAACAAGUUUUUACAAUAUAAUGCAUUUUUUCCCAUUUAAUUUCAGUUCAGCCACCACAAUGUAAUUAACCCUUAGGCCUGCUGGCGGGAUGAUUCUACCCAUAUGUCCAGUUUAGACCUGGAUAAGCUGGCAUGUCCGUGCCAUCUAAUCAUGGUCUGCACUGUUUGCUAUUCAGUGAAUAAUGUUAAUUGUCAUAAUAAAUUUUUAAGAAUGAUAUUUUACUCACAUGGUUCUACUCAGGUGCCUAUUUGUGCCUGAAAUAAUGCAUGGAUGGGCAUCUGAGGUCUUCCUCCACCAGUAAAGCUGGACAGUCGCCAUAAGAUGUAUACUGUGUUGGUGUGACGUGAAACCCGACUAAAAAAAAAACAAACUCCCAUGGUUUUCUAUGAAACUUGCUCACAAGAGCAAAUGAACAUAUUUUUAUUUAUGUGAUGAAAACAAACAAAAACAUCCACUAGUGUUGAAGUGGUUGCUGCAAGUUUUUGCUUUAAUGUAGAAUUAUUGUGUAGAAUUGCAGAUUGGUAUUGAAUUUUUACAUGUAUUGCUGUGAUAUGGAAACAAAAUGUGUGCUGUAUUUCUUAUGUUUCAAGUUUCUCAUCUUUUUUUUCUAUUAUAUUUAUGUUAACAGUCAACCUGUCCUAUAGAACAGAUUAUCAAAACCUCCGUGCUUGGGUGGUUAUUGGCUCUAUAUCUAUUUUUCCUCCUUGCUGAUGCAGGUUCAAAUUUUGCCACUUGUGUUGAAUAUUUAUUGUUAUAGCUGUGCGGGAUGCUUACUGUAGGUCAGUAAUUCUACCCUGCAUAGUUCAAGCUUUGUGCCUAAAAUUAAGCACUACAGGAGCUUUCAUCAGUAAAACAGUAUGUGAUGUCUCCCUCCCUCAGUAAGAACGGGAACUUCACUAAUUUCACUUUAACGGUGACAGUGGUAACUGGCUUAGCUCAAUAGGGGGAGCAUCAAAUUAGUAAUACAAGGGUUGUUGAAGCAUAAUUUCUCUGUGACAAUUAAUCUCGGACAUUGAGUCUAAUGGUCAUUUGUCUCUCACCGCUGGUUCAGAAAUCAUGUAGGAUUAGUACUUGGUCAUUUAGUAUUGGUAAUUAUUAUUAGUUAGUUAUCAUAGAAAGCUUAUUAGGUGAAUCGACCACCGAGAAAUGACCAAAAAUGUGUUGAAAUUGGAAUAAAAACCAAGGGGGAGGGGGACAAUUGUUUACUCAAAAUCCAACCAAAAUAUGAAGUUUAUUCUUAGAACUGGUCUGUCUGUUUGUGUAUGAUAUUAGAAUGUGUGUGAUAUAACUAUGAAAUAAUGGUCAUAUAAUUGUUUAAAUAGCAUAUUUUGUUGUUUUUCUUAUUAGCAGCUACCUUGACAUCAAGUGUAGAAAUUAAAAUAGCCUAUGAUAAAGCCAUAGUCUCAUAGUCCAUGAGUGCAAGAAAAAGAUACAUGUAUGUUCCAUAGGUUAUCAUAUUUUAUUUUUGACUUUUUGAAAAAAAAAAUUUCCAAAUAUAUUUGUAAGAUAAACUUGGAAGAAUUGACAUAAAAUUCAUUGUCUUAUGCUGCUUGUUUCUAAUACAAUGCAGGUCUGAAUUCCACCGUUUAUAUAUCCCGGUUCAUAUUUUUAUAGAUUUAUUUGCAAACUAGGGAUGAUUGGUGUUGCUUUUAAACCGCAAGGUUGUUUGUGUGAGUUUAUGUCCAACCUGUAGUAAAAUAAGUGCUAGCCUCGUUUGAUAUGAUCUCUGAAGAAAAGUAUGAUUAUGCAUCAGUCAAUUUUAACAACAACCAAAUUGACUAGUACAUGAUUGAUUUGUGUUUGUAGUAUAUGUAACUGGACCUGCUUACACAUUGAAUCUGUCAACUUUUUAACUUGAUUGUUUGAAAUUAUAUUAAAACAUGUAAUAUAUAUAUAUAUAUAUUUUACAUUGUGUAUUUAUCAUCCACAGUUUUGUGAUUGCUUUAUGAUUUUUUUUUGCAUUGAGCUUACUUUGAUCUUAAAUACAAAGGUCACCUUUUGUGCAUAGGUCAUUUGUUUUGGUUGACCCUUCAUGUUUGGGAUCAAAGACUAUAAUUUAUGUGGCCAACCCAAUGUGUAUAAAGGUCAAAUUUCAUAUUUGACCCUGUAUGUAUAAAGGUCAAAUUUCAUGUUUGACCUUGUAUGUGUAGAGGUCAAAUUUCAUGUUUGACCCAGUGUGUUUAAAGGUCAAAUUUCAUGUUUGACCCAGUAUGUAUAAAGAUUAAAUUUCAUGUUUGACCCUGUAUAUGUAAAGGUCAAAUUUCAUAUUUGACACUAUGAGUAUAGUGGUAUAUUUUCAUUUUCAAUCUUAUGUGUAUAGAAAUUAAAUAUGAAAUUUGACCCUAUGCGUAAAGGUCAAAUUUCAUGUUUGACCCUGUAUGCAUCAAGGUCAAAAUUCAUGUUUGAAGGUAUGAUGAUGUGUUUUGUCUAAUGUGUAUAAAAUUAAAUAUAAAAGUUGACCGUAUGUGUAAAAGGUCAAUUAUUGUAUUAUAUGCCUUACUUUGAUGUGCAAUAAAAUGUAACUUUGACAUAAUUUGUAUCAUUAUUGUUAUUCCAUAUGACAUGUUGGAUGAAUGAAAUAAGGUCAUGUUUGCUUAACAUUACAUUGAUUUUACGUACAUUGGUUCUCUUUCUGUUAUUAGUUUUUGUCAAGUAAGUUUUUUUUCACGUUUACAACAUGUAUUACUAUGAAUAGCAUUAGAUCAAUGUCAGAUCAAUUUAAUGCUGAACAAAACAUUGUAAAUGUAAUCUUAAAAUUUCUUAUAUAAAAAGUUGUCAUUUCUUUCCUUUUGUAGUGGAAUUAAUGAAUUAUGUGUAGGUUUGUGUUAGUGAGUCAGCAUGAUGUGUUGAAAUUAAAUCCGUAUGACAUGACACAGUUGUGCGACAGAUUUGAUAGAAUAAAUGCUGACUUAACAAAAACGUACCUACUUAGUGGUUGAAAUUAUGUUUUUAAUCUUUACAUUGUGCAAGUAUGAUGCUUUGUUUUAACAGGAUAUUAUUAAAUGUCAAGUUAGUGCUGAUUAAAUGAAUAAAAUGUAUCAAAAAAAUUUGAAAAAUCAAAUCAUUUCAUUGGACAAAAUAUAAUUUCAACCACUUACUUCUGUUUGUGUACAUACUCAUACUUCAUUCAACUUUAUCAUGAUUUAUUUGGCACUUUGUUGUUUUAAAGCACCUUAAAUGAAUUGACUGUUAUUUUUGAUCAACUUGUAAUGAAUUUUUAAGUAGUGUAAUGGUGAAAUUUCUUAUGAAAAGUUAACAUUUUGAUAUUAGCCAAAUAAAAUUAUUGUAUUGAAAUACAA
Ruditapes philippinarum (Manila clam) is the source of this 6224-nucleotide messenger RNA. RefSeq names its product WD repeat and FYVE domain-containing protein 2-like. The record is from RefSeq and is a predicted model, not a curated record. NCBI's taxonomy places the organism in Eukaryota, Metazoa, Mollusca, Bivalvia, Venerida, Veneridae. Bases 30 to 1247 code for a protein of 405 amino acids. The transcript is spliced from 12 exons. Gene Ontology annotation, molecular function: metal ion binding; protein binding.